GCUCCUCCUCCUCGCCUGCCACCUCAGGAAGAGAAUUUUCAGGGCCGGAGCGAAGACGCGGAGCCCGAUCGCAGCGCUAGCCAAGACGCCGUGAACGAAGCAACCGCCGCUGUCUUCUUACUCCGCGGGCUGCAACAGUCGCUGGGGAGGCAGCUUCCCGGUGGGGCCUCUCCUCACGCAAUGAAGAGGGGAGUACCUGGCAGGAAAGGGACUAAAAGCGAAUCUCAGAAGCAAGCGAAGCGGCACCGCUUGGCCCACGAAUUCGGCGAGUGGCAAGACUGGCUACGCGAUACUCUGAGAGAAACGGGAUUCUUUAUUGCAAGAACAGAUAGCAAAAUAUGGCUUACACUUAUAAUGGCUGCUGUUGCAGGAAUCCUUCAUUGGUAUCACAUAACAACUCUCUUUGAAAAUGAUCGUCACUUUUCUCAUCUUUCAACUCUGGAACGGGAAAUGGCAUUUCGAACUGAAAUGGGUCUCUAUUAUUCCUACUUCAAGAUUAUAGUUGAAGCACCAUCAUUUUACAGUGGAGUUUGGAUGAUUAUGAAUGAUAAUCUAACUGAAUAUCCUCUUGUAAUAAACACACUGAAAAGAUUUAAUCUCUAUCCAGAGGUUGUGUUAGCCAGCUGGUACCGCAUAUAUACAGGGGCAAUGAAUUUGUUUGGCAUUCAGACACAAAAGUGUUGGACUGUGAAUAGAGGAGAAGGUCUGAGUCCUGUUGAAAGCUGUGAAGGAUUAGGAGACCCUGCUUCUUUUUAUGUGGCUAUGAUAUUUCUUCUAAAUGGAUUGAUGGUGUCAGUUUUCUUCCUAUAUGGCACAUAUCUAAGUGGGAACAGAUUUGGAGGGCUACUUACAGUGGCAUGCUACUUUUUCAACCACGGGGAGAGUACUCGUGUGAUGUGGACUCCUCCUCUCCGUGAAAGCUUUUCUUAUCCCUUCCUUGUGGUUCAGAUGUUACUAUUAACAUACAUUCUCAGGACGCAGAAUGUUAAUAGAAGAAGCUUGAUUGCACUAUCUGUUUCUAAUGUUCUAUUCAUGCUUCCAUGGCAGUUUGCUCAGUUUGUUCUUUUAACACAGGUAGCAUCUGUUUUUGGUAUAUACAUUUUGGGAUUUAUUGAUUCAGCCAAACUACAGAAGAUAAUCUAUGCACAUAUGGUAUCACUUGCUGUAUGCUUUGUCUUUAUGUUUGGAAAUUCUAUGUUGAUGACAUCCUAUUAUGCUGCCUUUUUGAUAGUCAGCUGGAGUAUUCUGGAACUGGGCCCUAAGUACCUGAAAUUGUAUACUAAAAAUAUUCCUUCAUGGGCUUUGGAAGGAUUUUCUUGCCUGUUUGGGACAAUUAUCUUGAAAUUCUUGAUGUGUCUAAUAUUUGGAAUAUCUGACGACGUCCAUAUAAGUAAUUUGUUAAAAGCAAAACUUACCGGUUAUAGAGAUUUUGAUACAUCAAUGUAUACUUGUGCUGUGGAGUUUGAUUUCAUGGAAAAAGAG
This is a messenger RNA of Thamnophis sirtalis, 1482 nucleotides long. The record is from RefSeq and is a predicted model, not a curated record. Lineage: Eukaryota; Metazoa; Chordata; Lepidosauria; Squamata; Natricidae.